UUCGUGGCUGUGCAGCAGUGUUGAAGCGUCCCGGAUACAGGGAGACAAAUAUGAGUGAAAAUGAAGAUAUUCCGGUUCUUGAUCAGGACAGCAAAGCAGCGUAUGUACUCAGUAAUGUCGCAGAAGUGGUUGAGCGGAUUUUGACCUUCAUCCCGACCAAGUCACUUCUCCGGAUCGCGAGUGUGUGCAGACUAUGGAGGAACUGCGCCCGCAGGGUGCUCCGGACCCAGCAGCAGCUGACCUGGGCCUCGGCCAGUGGUCCGUCCAGCGGUUCGUCCAGCUCAGAUGUCCAUGUCCUCUGCGAUGCCCUGGUGGAGGAAGUGGAGAAAGUGUUUCUCCUGCCGAAGACCGUUUUGGCGAUGGUAGACAGUGAGACCUUUAACGGACAAGCUUUUCACUACUUACAGAACAAAGCAAAAAGGAAUCGCCACAGUUUCGACUCGGCUGAAAAUCUGAACCGGCUUUUUCCCAAAGGAUGUGACAUCGUGGGCAUCACCACCCCCGGCAUAGUCUUGACCCCCAGUGGCUGCUGCUCCGGCGCUCCUCGGGAGUUCCAGGAGGGUGAGGCCGGCUUUGCAGUCAUGUUCCCCAACACUGAGGGCGUCCACAUCAAGCCCUUCCACUUCUGUAAGAGGACCAUCUCCCCCUCGGCACUCAAAGAAGCAGGACUGGUCGACAACCCCGAGCUGCGUGUGGUGCUUCUGUUUGUCUAUGAGGCUUUUAAAUCCGGAGGAGCAAACUUCCUCACGCAGGUUCUUGAACCGCUGGCCAAGAGCAAAGCUCUGAUAGCUGGAGGACUGGUGGAUGCGGUCUUCUCUCCUUCCAGACACUGCUGUAGCCCCGGGGCGUACGGCGUGUUCGGCCUCGCCCUGAGCGGUCCGAAAGUGCAAGGGGCGUCCGUUCUCUUGGACCAAGACGUCAGCAAUGCCACGGCAGCCGAGGCCGCCAUCAGACGGCUGAAGGCUGCUAAGAUUCCCGAGAAGAACACCCUGGGCUUCAUGUUCGCCUGUGUGGGGAGAGGCCUGAACUACUACAACAACCAGCGCAACGUGGAGGCAGACGCCUUUCACAAGGUGUUCCCCAACACGCCGCUCCUCGGCCUGUUCGGCAACGGCGAGAUCGGCUGCGACCGGAUCAUCAAGGACGACUACACGCUGUGCGACACUGACACGGACAGCCUGCAGCACGAGUACACCACCGUCAUGACCCUGGUCCAUCUAGGAUGACUCUCCUGCAGGAACCAGCAGACGGCCCACCAUGUCCUGGUUCACAGCAGAAACGGACUUCGUGAGAGUUACUGACUUUACAGCUCAGAAUAUUGCAGCAUAGCAACGUUUCCACCUUUUGGAGCAGGAAAAAUGAUCCAUUCCACCAUCAGCGGAAUGGCAAUAUUUGGGAAGUGGCAUCCUUUGGAGAACACAGCUUCGUGGUUAACAUUCAGGUUUAAUGAGCCUCUCUUGUAACGUAAAUCUGUAUAUAUCUCUUUACCAAAUGUGACAAACAUUUACGGCAUAUCUUUCCCUCUGACACCAACCUCAAGGGUGAGUGAAAGUCAGCUAUUGUUACAGGUGAUCCAGUAGAGGCACUUUGUUUCAUUUACGUCAAAGGAGCGUUUUUCUUCCACAGAAUCAAGGACUUCUUGCUUUGGAAUGCUCUUCCUUCCUAUGUAGAUUUUACUCUUUUACAUAUUUGUCUUACAAUGGAAAACUUUAAACAAUGUUUAGUCCUGCAAAUUAAGGAGAGAAGUGUUCAGUGUGAGCUUAUUAUGUCUAUUUCUUUAUUGUUUUGGCUCAAUGACACAUAUUUACUACCUAUUUCCAGCUGGUAAUGGCUCGUCUCCUCUUACCGUGAAAAAGAAGACCAAAUGGCUGCCUCGUUGAUCGCUGGUCAUUGUUGAAUUUCCUUUUCCGUAGUUUCAUAUCCAAUGUUGUGCAAGUAACAUAUUACUUGCACAACAUUGUACAAGUAAUAUAUUACUUGUACAACACUGCUUAUCUCGUCUGCGUUUUUACAACUUUAAGAAGCAGAUUUGGUUUACAAUAUUUGGAAAAAACAUCUAAAAUUUCAGGAAAAAGUCAUUUAAAUUUGAAGUUUUCACUGUUGUUUGUUAUAGAAGCUCUAGAAUAUUUGAAAAUGUUCCUAGUUGCACGUUUGAAAAACCUUUCAGAAUUUUAACCUCUGAAAUGUCAUUGAAUGCAACACAUUUCCCAUUGAGAUAUGUUAUUUCAAGUUCCCUGCCCUCUGAUAUCCUUAUUCCUAGAUAUCCUGAUGACACGAUGGUGCAAUUUCUGGUAUAUGUUUGUAUGUGUGUGUCUGUUGUUCAGUUAAUUGCAACUAUAUGUUGAAAAAUGCUGAUAUUUUUUUCAGCUUUUCUGCAACAAAAAUUUGUAGCAAGAAUUGAUAUUUUUACGAAUGCCUAGAAAAUAGAAUUCUUCUGCCAAUAGUAUUUCCUUCUUUGUAUCGUAAAAAAUAGUCUGCUCUGAAUGGUUUUCUGAAGAAAACCAUUCAAUGUAUUUUAAGUCGGUUGAGCUUUCUUUCUGAACAAAUUUAUUUUGGUGUCGAUGCACUUUUCUACAUGUGCCAAAUCAUAUCUCUUCUGCUCAUCUAAAUAAAUGACAAACAUUCAA
This is a messenger RNA of Salarias fasciatus (jewelled blenny), 2627 nucleotides long. RefSeq names its product F-box protein 22 (gene fbxo22). Lineage: Eukaryota; Metazoa; Chordata; Actinopteri; Blenniiformes; Blenniidae. Gene Ontology annotation, molecular function: protein binding. The record is from RefSeq and is a predicted model, not a curated record. The transcript has 7 exons. The coding region runs from base 51 to 1226 and encodes 391 amino acids. Gene Ontology annotation, biological process: protein polyubiquitination; positive regulation of proteasomal ubiquitin-dependent protein catabolic process; regulation of skeletal muscle fiber development.